AUGGCCGCACCGAUGGCACCGCCUGCCGUCGCCGACGACGAGAUCGUCUACGAGUCCAUGCCCCGCCUCCGCGUCUACAGGAAUCGAGUGGAGCGCUAUCCUGGCGCCGAUGACUUCGUAGCCGCUUCCGCCGACGUCAACGUCGCCGUCGCGUCCCGCGACACCACCAUCUCCGCCCGCGUCUCCGUGCGUGUCUACCUCCCACGGGCCCGGCUGGACGCGACCAAGAUCCCCGUGCUCGUGUACUACCAUGGCGGGGGGUUCUGCCUCUGCUCCGCCUUCGACUCCACCUACCACGCCUACCUCCGCAGGUUUGCCGCGCUCGCCGACGUCCUCGUCGUCUCCGUCGAGUACCGCCUCGCCCCCGAGCACCCCGUCCCCUCCGCGUACGCAGACUCGUGGGAGGCGCUGGCGUGGGUCGUCUCCCACCGUGCCGGCGGCGACGAGGACGAGCCAUGGCUGGCCGACCACGCCGACUUCUCCCGCCUCUACCUCGGCGGCGACAGCGCCGGCGCCAACAUCGCGCACCACAUGGCCAUGCGGGCGGGCGUGGAAAAAGGGCUCGCCCUCCGCGGCCUCGUCUUGAUCCACCCAUACUUCCUGGGGAGCGACGGGGUGGCCUCAGACGGCCUGGACCGGGCGGCGCGGGAGAGGCUAGGGUGGCUGUGGCGCGUCGCGUGCCCGGACACCAAGGGGGAGGACGACCCGCUGAUAAACCCGCUCGCCGACGGCGCGCCGGGGAUCCAGGCCCUGGCCUGCGGGCGCGUGCUCGUUUGCGUCGCCGAGGACGACGUGCUCCGCGACCGUGGCAAAGCCUACUACGACCGGCUGCUCGGGACGGGCGGGUGGCGCGGCGAGGCGGAGAUAUCGCAGGCGAGGGGCAAGGGGCACAGGUUCCACCUGUUCGACCCGUGCUGCAGCGAGGCCAUCGCGCAGGACAAGGCCAUCGGCGCCUUCCUCAACCCUGAAGGGCGGAGCCAAGUGUAG
This is a messenger RNA of Lolium rigidum, 987 nucleotides long. RefSeq names its product tuliposide A-converting enzyme 1, chloroplastic-like. Lineage: Eukaryota; Viridiplantae; Streptophyta; Magnoliopsida; Poales; Poaceae. The record is from RefSeq and is a predicted model, not a curated record. Bases 1 to 987 code for a protein of 328 amino acids. Gene Ontology annotation, molecular function: hydrolase activity. The transcript has a single exon.